UCUCACAGGAGAUCCCUCUGGUGAAGACCAGUGUAGACGGGAGUUAGUCACAGCUGCAAGAUCACCAGAUUCAAUUGGGAGCGAGAUUCCUUGCUCACACCUGCAGUACCAGUUCACAUUCCCAGCUAGAACCAACAUUUAGCGACCAUGUCUGUAGCGGGGCUGAAAAAGCAAUUCCACAAAGCCACUCAGAGAGUGAGCGAGAAGGUCGGGGGAGCAGAAGGAACAAAGCUUGAUGAUGACUUCACUGAAAUGGAAAAGAAGGUGGACGCCACGGCUCGAGCGGUGCUCGACAUCAUCACAAAGACCACUGAGUAUCUGCAGCCAAACCCAGCCACAAGAGCCAAGAUGAGCAUGAUGAACUCCAUGUCACGCAUCCGGGGCCAAGAGAAGGGGCCAGGAUAUACCCAGACCGAGGUUAUCCUGGGGGAGUCCAUGCAGAGGUUUGGCAGGGAGCUUGGAGAAGAGUCUAACUUUGGUCUUGCUUUGAUUGAAGUUGGAGAAGCCAUGCGUGAGCUUGGAGAGGUUAAGGAUGCUCUGGACAUGGAGGUGAAGCAGAACUUUGUUGAUCCUCUGCAGAACCUCCACGAUAAAGAUCUCAGGGAAAUUCAGCAUCACCUGAAGAAACUGGAAGGUCGCCGUCUGGACUUUGAUUAUAAGAAGAAACGUCAGGGCAAAGUGACGGAUGAUGAAAUCAAGCAAGCACUUGAGAAAUUCGAUGACUCCAAGGAGAUUGCUGAGCAGAGCAUGUUCAACCUGUUGGAGAGUGAUAUUGAACAGGUGAGCCAGCUGGCUGCGUUGGUUCAUGCUCAGGUGGAGUAUCACACCCGAGCUGCUGAGAUCCUCACACAGCUCACCAGUAAGAUCGACGAACGGAUAAGAGAUACUUCCAACAAACCAAAGAAAGAGUUUGUCCCAAAACCGCGCACGUCUAUGGACUUCUCCAUCAAUUUGAACCAAAAUGGAGGUGUCCACAGUGCUCGCUCUCCAGGUUCAAGGUCUCCAGCAAGAUCUCCAGCCAGGUCUCCAGCCCCCAUGGACCAGCCCUGCUGUCGUGCACUGUACGAUUUUGACCCCGAGAAUGAAGGUGAGCUAGGCUUCAAGGAAGGCGAUAUCAUCACCCUUACCAAUAAGAUUGACGAAAACUGGUACGAGGGGAUGCUACAUGGCAACUCGGGCUUCUUUCCCAUCAACUACGUGGAUAUCUUGGUGCCGCUGCCCCACUAGGAUGUGAUGACUACCAGCUGUGUCUAAAGCUGCAGCACAAUAAAUCCUGGCCUCCAGUUCCUCCUCCCGGUACUCCCAGUAACCUUUUUCCUAAACAUUCCUAAUAUCCACCUGCACUCCGCUUUAAAGGAGUCAAAACGGCAACGAAACGAUAGCGAAUGAAGAUGUGAACAAGACCGAUGAUAAAUUACAGGAAGCACUCUUAAAUAAAGUGAGGGAAGAAAAUAAAAACAGCAUUUAUGGUGUUGCUUCUCCCUUAUUCCAGGAGUCACCUUCAGGCUUCCGUAAUCAUUUUAUCCGUUUCUAUCCCGCCUUUGGUCUCACUUUAAGUUGGCUGUCAGUCCAUCGCAAGCUUCUCAGAGCAGGCUUGCAAAUUCACACUCUGUAUCUCUGUAUUUUGUGGAAACCUUUGCAGUAGAUAGAAAUGUUUUUUCUCAAACUACUACUACAAAAUAAUCACUCCCCAUGCUCCGUGUUUAAGACUGUAGUUCAAGCAUGGUUUUAACUGUUUUCAUGUUUUCAAAAAAAAAAAAAAGUUUAACUGAGGAUUUUUAUUUUCAAUUUCCCUAUUUUCCCCACCACUCCCCAAACAGUCAUUGCCUCUUUUGAGAGUUCUGGAAGUUUUUGAUGAAACCAUGUUCCCAUCAUGUCCUAAAAAAUAAAUCAGUUUAAAUGAGUUUAGACAAAAGUCAACAGAUUCAUCAAUUGGUCACAAUUAAACACAGUAUUGUAACUUUCUUUGUGCACAUGUUGUAUCGGUCAUAUGUUAUACCAAAGUUACUUGCAGAACCUGAAUAAAAAUAAAAAUCCAGCAGACGGCAUCAGAAAGUCUGUUUGAUGGAACAGGUUUCAACUUGCAACCUCAAGUUCUUUGGUAUUUUAGUAGGAGGUGGAGCUUUAUUAAUUAUGUGACACAUACCUGAGCCAGUAAUUAGUGAAAUGAUGACAUGAUUUUUAAAAACACGAGUUGUGAAGUAUAAACUGUUUGAAGUGAUGUAAGAAAAAAAACUAUGGUGCAUAAGUCUCAGUCCUCCAACAUGUAUUUUAUCAGCAGUGUGAAAAAUGGUUGAUGUAUUGUGAUAUAAUAUAAAUCUCAGCACCUGGAGAAAGCGUUUAUUCUGCAGCUGAAGGUGUAGCUCUCGUUGCUGCAUCCCUUAUUAGUCCAAGUAGUGUUCUGUACUUUAGCUUUCUGUAAGCCACUGAUAAUACUAGGCAGGAGUAUUUUAAGGAAAGGAGUGCACAAAUAAGAGUGCAACGGGAGCUCAUUCCUUUCUGUCUUGGUGGAAAUUUUAUAUAUCAGUUAAAAUUAUGCAAAUAAGGUUCAAGGUUAUACAAAUAAAAGCUACUUUUUCCCCUCCUUCUAAGUCAUGCCCGACCUUAGAAAAACUAGAUGUUGUUGUAGAUGUCUAAUUUUUUUCCCGACCUGCGAUAUGCUUGUAUGCAGUAUUGUGUGGGAUUGUUUUCCCCAUUUUUUUUUUUUUGUGAUCUACUGAUAAACGAGGAUUGGGUGCUGUAGUGCACGUGUUAUCAGUGAGGUUUUCUUUUCUGGAAAAAAAAAAAAAAAAAAAGAGUUUUUUCCUCACCCAUCUUGUAGUAAUGUU
This is a messenger RNA of Archocentrus centrarchus (flier cichlid), 2828 nucleotides long. RefSeq names its product SH3 domain containing GRB2 like 2a, endophilin A1 (gene sh3gl2a). Bases 148 to 1227 code for a protein of 359 amino acids. Gene Ontology annotation, molecular function: protein binding. The transcript has 12 exons. Lineage: Eukaryota; Metazoa; Chordata; Actinopteri; Cichliformes; Cichlidae. Gene Ontology annotation, biological process: synaptic vesicle uncoating. The record is from RefSeq and is a predicted model, not a curated record. Gene Ontology annotation, cellular component: glutamatergic synapse; cytoplasm; presynapse.